This is a messenger RNA of Cynocephalus volans (Philippine flying lemur), 588 nucleotides long. It is a transcript of the gene RD3, whose product is annotated as RD3 regulator of GUCY2D. The coding region runs from base 1 to 588 and encodes 195 amino acids. Lineage: Eukaryota; Metazoa; Chordata; Mammalia; Dermoptera; Cynocephalidae. The transcript is spliced from 2 exons. Gene Ontology annotation, biological process: retina development in camera-type eye. The record is from RefSeq and is a predicted model, not a curated record.
AUGUCCCUCAGCUCUUGGCUCCGGUGGAACGAGGCUCCGCCCCGGCUGUCAUCCCGGAGCCCAGCUGAGAUGGUGUUGGAGACGCUCAUGAUGGAGCUGGCGGGGCAGAUGCGCGAGGCGGAGAGGCAGCAGUGGGAGCGCAGCCACGCGGUCAGGAAGAUCUGCACCGGCGUGGACUACAGCUGGCUGGCCAGCACGCCCCGGCCCACCUACGACCUCAGCCCCGGCGAGCGGCUGCAGCUGGAGGAUGUCUGCGCCAAGAUCCACCCCUCCUACUGUGGACCCGCCAUCCUCAGGUUCCGGCAGCUGCUGGCGGAGCACGAGCCCCAGGUGCAGGAGGUGUCCCGGCUCUUCCUCUCGGUGCUGCGGGAAGUCCUGCAGAGGAUGAAGCAGGAGGAAGAGGCCCACAAGCUGACACGGCAGUGGAGCCUGCGGCCCCGCAGCAGCCUGGCCCCCUUCAAGACCCGCGCGCGCAUCUCGCCGUUUGCCAGUGACAUCCGGACCAUCUCGGAGGACGUGGAGCGGGUCACGCCGCCGCUGCCACGGGUCUGGAGCAUGCCCGAGUUCCAGGUGCCCAAAGCUGACUGA